AUGGACGACUCCGGGAACCGUGGUUCUCUCAGAGGACCUCAUAUCACCCACGUCCCUAUCCAAUCUAUAUCUCGCCUUGCACCUUUCAGUGCUCUGAUUAUCAGCCUCGUCUUCGUCGUUUACUUUCUGAUUCGCUUUUACCUUCUUGAAGGAUUCCUCUUAAGAAAAGUUUACCGGAAAAUCUACACGCAAAUGAACGAGAUCACCCGACGAGGCUUCGUAAACCACCACAUCGCAGGAGCCACAAAGAUUCUGAUUCUGAUCAUCGCUGCGUAUCCGUUUGUUGAUGUUGCAUUUGUUCAUGAGGAUUUGCACACGCCGUUUGCUGGCUCAAGAUAUGUGACGAUGGGUGAUAUCUUGAUCGUCGCUGCCCAGAUGUAA
Messenger RNA from Cadophora gregata, 381 nucleotides. RefSeq lists its product as uncharacterized. The record is from RefSeq and is a predicted model, not a curated record. The transcript has a single exon. Lineage: Eukaryota; Fungi; Ascomycota; Leotiomycetes; Helotiales; Ploettnerulaceae. The coding region runs from base 1 to 381 and encodes 126 amino acids.